AAAAUUGCAAUAUAUAUAUAAAUAAAAAUUAAAAAUUUCUUCUUUUUUUGUACUUUUAGACCUUCAUUUUAGCUUAAGUUAAAAAUUAUUAGUAUAAUACAGAUACAGAAAAUAAGGAUCAUUACACUUUUGUCAUCAAAAUUUAUCAACGUUUAGCAUUUCUUUCGUUUUCUGCUGAAGAGGUUCAUUUAAUUUGACCAUUGCCUUCUUUUGUAUUUAUGCUGUAUGUGGAAGAAUUGAGCAAAAGGAUAAACGAGGGAGUUAUUUGUUGCGAUAUACACAGGGUGACAAUUUGAUGUGAUAUUUAAAGCAACUAAUGCUAUGUUGCUUUUGACGAUUAAAUUGGAAUGUUUCUGUAAAGUAAACAUUUUAUUAGCAAAAAUACAAAACAAUGCCAACAAAAAGAGCAUGAACAAUUUAACACUAAAAAAAGAAGUGUGAAAAAAGUUGUGUUAACCAAGAUGACAGCGGAUGAAUUUUACACGUUAUUUCCUGCUACAUAAAAGGAGCUGGGAAAAAAUUCCCAAUUGGACAGCAUAACCCAUAAGACAGGAAACAUAAACUGAUUUGAAGAAGCCACUAACAAUGGAAGGGUGUAAAUUCAUGCUUGCAGGCCAAGGUUGCUUUUGCGAUAAUUGUCAAGGAGGAUUCACAGUUGAUGAAGAAGACAAUCCAACACCAGCUAAACCUUGUGCCAAUGAAACUGCGACAACAUGCGGGAUAGUCGUUAAUACACUUGCUUCAGAUAUUUCAGCACAAGAUCUUUCAGAAAAAGAUAUUUCAGCAAAGAAAGUUCCAAGUAGGACGAAACUCAAGGAAGCCGAAUCAGAAGAGGCAAUUUCUUGUGAUGAACUGAGUACAAGGCAAAAGUCUAUUACAUACCAACAAGAAGUUUCAGUGUAUGACACAACACUUACUGGUGCUGGUACUGAAGAGGGUGAUAUUAUUGAACCGGACCCAGGUGCUUUAAAAGAACCACCUCCAGAAUGUGCUGAUGUGAUUGGAAAACAAUUAGCUGAUCUUGGCGAUGAUUAUCCACUACGGCCUACUGUUGAUGUAUGUGAGGAUUCACAAUUUACAUAUAAAGAUAAAUCUGGAAAGAUCAGGGGUCUCAGCUUGGGAGGUACUGGUGGAGCAGUCUUUGAUCCGUAUCUUUUGGCAGAUAGAACUCUAGGAUGUAUGCUUUUAAAAAAACUUGGUAUCUGUCUGUGUGGACAAGAUGAGGAUGUUGGAAAUGUGGUGUACAAAAGUGUUGAUUUUGGAAUUGAUUACGCCUCGGUUUAUUACCCUCCACCUUGUAAAGCUGCAAAAAAAGGCUUGGAAGCAGAUUUCACGAUGAAUAUUGUAAAUCUGGUUCUAUACCCUGCAACAGCAGAGUAUUACUUGAGAGAUGGAGGUGGGCAAAUAUUUCUGACAUGGAGUUACAUGUCCAAUCCUGAACCUCACUUUUCACAGUUAGUCGAAAUUUGUGAUCCUGUGUUUUGUACACAAACAGUGUAUUCUGGAAACGCCACUCGAGGUUUUCUUCAUUAUCUGGCUCAUCAUGGCAUACCAAUAAAACUAUUCCAAUACAACAAGGGCAGGACAACUCUAUUAGGAGAAGGUGUUAUAAACACUCAACCUGUAUUUCAAUAUCCUGGAAAACAUGUCUACAUAGUAACAAAAAUUGUCGGAGGUGCAACAAUAGGAAUUCUCCGAGGCUGGUAUGAGUUGGAUUGUGUAUUGGACUUAAUAUAUGAAUAUUUGGAUUAUGCUAGAGAAGAGCAUCAUAGAUAUGCAAUCUUGGCCGCUCACACUGGUCCUAGGCUGAGAAGAGUUGAUGAAACUAAACUUGGGUCAGGUGAUGAGUGUAUUACCAGGCAUGAAGUCUUAAUGGAAACGGAGCGCUGGAUUUUAGAUAAACAAAUAAGAAAAGUAAAUAACCAAUUAGUAGGCAGUACACAACCAUACCAACUUCCACCUGGUGAAGUGAUUGUCCAUUUUCAAGACCUGGAUGAGUGCAACUCUUAUGAAUAUUCUAAGCGAUUUGAAGCAUAUCUGUUUAGCGAUGGAGGACAACUUAUCCGACCUGCUGAGGUGUGUGAACCUAUUCCGAGGCCAUGUGAUGCAGAAGAAGAAGAAGGUGCUCCACCAGAAGAAGAAGAAGGAAUGCCUUUGGAGCCUCUUCCUCCACCUGAACCAACGGAGGUUCCUCCGCCGCCACUUCCAGAGCCACCUCCGCCUUUACCUCCAGCUGAAUAUGUCGUAGAUGAAGGUGAUGUAGAGCCUCCAGGACCUCGUGAAUCGCCAACGCAAAGAGCAGCACCACCACCACCUCCUACACAAGAUUUUGUAUCAACUGGUGACCUAGAAGCUAUGUACAGAAAUCGAAUAAAAUAUCCUCCAAGAUACACAUUCCGAAGAUUGAUAAGAAGGACCAUCCGGGAAAAGUUUUUUGCAGGAUGUAAAAUGUGCCUAGGGAACAGAAAUAUAAUGUUUAACGUCUAUGACAUGCAGAAAGCACAGGAUGUUGGAUUUUUCUGCGCAAAUUAUUUAACUACAGAAGCAGAUGAAAUGGUUAUUGAAAUAAUUCGGUUGGAGUUGGACACUGAUGUCGUCGAUGAAUUGCAAGACUGUUACGAGGCCCUUUUUGUUGAUUUUGCCUUCCUCGGUCACAUAAUGGCAGAAACUUUAGGCUACCCUCCUGCUUCACGCAUUAUGUACAGAACUCAAAAUAAAACAUCUUUAGGGUUUUGCUUUUCAAGAAAUUUUAACAUGAAGGAAAGAAGCAUUUUAAAAGAGAUGUUACGACCGACUGGCAAAAUAACAUCUACAGUAAUAAGAUUUUUGGUUGUGGGAGACCCUGGUGACGAUCCAAAUGUUGGAGGCAGAUGCUGGGAUAUUGCAUUUGCAGAUUUACGGUUGCGUUCUUUGAUACAGAAGAAGAGAGGCGUUGCGAAGAAGAUCGCCUUACCUGUUUAUUCUUUUACGGACAAAAGAAUCGGAAAGCUCGUCGUCCGUAUAUUUGGACGACGUCUCAUGAGAUGUAUUUUUAAAGAGAGAACCCAAGGGCCUUGUGUUCCCGUCUUUUGAACGCGGAUGAGAAGCCAAUCUGUAUCGAAACGGGUGCCGCUCGUGGCCAAUAGGUCAAAAUAUAAACAGUUGCGAGCUUACUAUGGCUACAUUGUGAAUUGUAACUAUAAAAGAGGAAAAACACCUUUUAGAUUGUUUAUAGCUGAGAACAGCAGAUUAGAUCAAACUAAAUAACAACCAAAAGUGAAUACGGCUGUGAUUUAAGGCUGGCCGUUCCCAGACUUGUAUCAUUACUUCUUCAAGAUGAUGGCCUAUGUCUAGUAUUUAUAUAAACCGUGAUGUCCGCCGGAAAGGGACCGGGAGAAUGGGCAUAAUCGAACAUUAGUCCACAGUUCGACCGUCCCUGAUCUCCCUGGUCCGCCUAUUCUCGAUGUAUUGAGUAGCUGUUAAAACGUUACCGGCCCUGUUCACGGAUGCUGGGAGUAAACUCUAAGAGGUUUCUGGCACGGGUCAAGUCAGCAAAUUUUCCACGGGGAACAGACCAGUGUAAAGAAUCACAAGAAAAGCGUAGCGGUUCAUCAGUAUAUCUGAUUUUUCUUAAACCGACGUUUGAGAUCAAUAAACACUUACGCUUCAGCAUUGGUCGGUUUCGAUUCAUCAUGGUGUCGGCACAAUGAGACAAAAUAAAAUAUAUUUUCAUUACUUAA
Molecule: messenger RNA, 3719 nt
Organism: Cimex lectularius (bed bug)
Lineage: Eukaryota; Metazoa; Arthropoda; Insecta; Hemiptera; Cimicidae
Exons: 30
Coding region: 586-3072 (828 amino acids)
Biological process (GO): non-motile cilium assembly
Cellular component (GO): ciliary transition zone
Source: RefSeq, a predicted model, not a curated record